AUGGCUCGACUUGCUCGUCAAGACGAAGUCCAAAAGACGACCAACGACCAAUUAGUUGCUUUGGUCGCGGCACUCACAGCUCCCGAUGGCCAAACAAGCCGUCCCCAGCAGAUACGCUGUCGCCUCUUUAACACCAACCCAACGGCGACCGGAGGCGACCACGUCUCAGAUGACUCGGAGCCUAAUGAAACCAUUCUCGCCGACCACCCCCCAGUAGGUUCUAAUCUCGCAACCAUACGCGAGCUCGCCGAGCUCAAACUCAGCUUCCAACAAAUGAGCGAGAAGAUCCAUCAGGUAACCAGCGCGGCCCCGCAAAUCGAGAGCGUACUCGCCCCAACAUCACGCACCCUUUUUACUAGCGCUCUGAGUAGUGUGCAACUCGGAAAGAUAGAGAAGCUGCGCCUACCCAAGUACAAACCCAGCGGAGACCCGGGGGAACACAUGACAGCUUUCAACAUUGCGAUGGCACGGGCUCGACUCCCCGACGAAGAAAGGGACGCAUGCUACUGCCAACUGUUCGUCGAAACUCUCCACGAGCAAGCCCUAACCUGGUUCUCCCAGUUAGAGGAAAACUCCAUCGGAAGCUUCCGCGAUUUGUCAGCAGCUUUUAUCAAGACUUACAUUAUGUUCACCAAGCGCAGCGCUACCGCCUCUAGCUUCUGGAACCUUAACCAAACCAAUGGCCUGAGCCUCCGCAACUACAUGGAGAAGUUCAAAGCCGUAGUCUCGAGGAUUGAAAUUCCAGAUGGUAUUGCCAUCGACGCCCUGCGGAACACAUUGUGGGUUCGUUCUAAAUUCCAAGAGGAUUUAUACCAAAACCCAACUACGUCACUCAAGGAUGCUAUCGCGCGCUCUGAUAAUUUCAUCCGAAUGGAAAAAGAUACUAACGCCAUUCUCAGCAAGAUGAACGCACCCAAAGCUCCAGCGGCUAAAAACGCCAACACGCAACAAGAACCGCGCCAGCAUGCUCCAAUCGACAAAAACGGCCGCAAAGAUGGAUACAUGUAUGUCGUCAAUGAGAACAACGUGCCGAUUUCAACUCUCGUAGUCCGCGGAGAAGGAUGGAACAAGGGGUGCAAGUCACUCUAUGCGCACUACCUCUCAUCCCUAGCAAGUGGCGACUUCAAGUUCGAACCCCUAAAGGCUAAGCCAAAGAACGGCAAGAGCUGGAGCAAAAAUAAAGAAAGGAGAGCCCAGCGCAAAGCUACAGGCAAAGGUCGACAUAGCGAAACUCAACAACGAGAUGACGAGGAGGAUGCUCCGAAGAGUAACGACGAGGGAGACUCCUCGGCCGACGAAGAGCAACCAUUUAACCGCAGACGCAUUGAGGUCAUAUUUUCUCAGCAUACCUUGUCGUCGGACGAUGAGAACGAUGACACACCUGUCCUCAAAGAUUUGAGAGAUGUUCUAAAAUGA
Brassica napus (rape) is the source of this 1416-nucleotide messenger RNA. RefSeq lists its product as uncharacterized. The transcript has 2 exons. Lineage: Eukaryota; Viridiplantae; Streptophyta; Magnoliopsida; Brassicales; Brassicaceae. Bases 1 to 1416 code for a protein of 471 amino acids. The record is from RefSeq and is a predicted model, not a curated record.